CUGACAGGAGUUGGGAAUUUCGACUGGAGAGCUCGUGUACUUUUUCGCUGGCAGCGAGGUCACGUAUUCGUCGCUUGUGUCCGGUCAGCGUUGGACGGUGAAUGUUGAAGCGGGGAGUGUUGCGAAAGCAAGCGGAGAAGGUGUGACCGGCGCUCUGAUUGGGCAGCAUGACCGAGGGGGAGGGGCAGUUCUGCAGCGUGCAGGUGGGCGACUCCACCUUCACCGUGCUGAGGCGCUACCAGCAGCUGCGCCCCAUUGGGUCUGGAGCACAGGGCAUCGUCUGCUCGGCGCUGGAUGUGGUUUUGGGGAUCCCCGUGGCGGUGAAGAAGCUGAGCAGGCCAUUCCAGAACCAGACGCACGCCAAGCGGGCGUACCGCGAGCUGGUUCUGCUCAAGUGUGUCAACCAUAAAAAUAUUAUUAGGCUUAUCAAUGUCUUCACACCACAGAAGUCGCUGGAGGAAUUCCAGGAUUUGUACCUGGUGAUGGAGCUGAUGGACGCCAGCCUGUGUCAGGUGAUCCACAUGGAUCUGGACCACGAGAGGAUGUCCUACCUGCUGUACCAGAUCCUGUGUGGCAUCCGCCACCUGCACUCCGCUGGGAUCAUACACAGGGACCUGAAGCCCAGUAACAUCGUGGUGAGGUCUGACUGCACGCUGAAGAUCCUGGACUUCGGAUUGGCCAGGACGGCCUGCACCAACUUCAUGAUGACGCCGUACGUGGUGACGCGGUACUACAGGGCCCCCGAGGUCAUCCUGGGCAUGAAGUACAAGGAGAACGUGGAUAUCUGGUCUGUGGGCUGCAUCAUGGGAGAGAUGGUGAAGGGCAGCGUCAUCUUCCAGGGGACAGACCACAUUGACCAGUGGAACAAGGUGAUCGAGGUUCUGGGCACGCCCUCCCUGGAGUUCAUGAGCCGCCUGAUGGAGACGGUGCGGAACUACGUCAUGAACAAGCCUCAGUACCCCGGGGUGAACUUCGCCGAGCUCUUCCCCGACUGGGCCUUUCCCUCCGAGUCUGAGCACGACAAGAUCAAGACCAGCCAGGCUCGAGACCUGCUGUCCAAAAUGCUGGUGAUCGACCAGUGCCGCAUCUCUGUGCAGGAAGCCCUGAACCCCUACAUCCACGUUUGGUACGACCCGGCUGAGGCAGAUGCGCCUCCCCCGCUAAUCUGUGACAAGCAGCUGGAGGAGAGAGAACACACCAUCGAGCAGUGGAAAGAACUGAUCUAUGAAGAAGUGAUCGACUGGGAAGAGAGAAACAAGAAUGGAGUGAUGAGAGAAGACAGCGGAGACGCAGCGGUGAACAGCAGCGGCGCUCCCUCCCAGUCCUCCUCCAUCAACGACUUCUCGUCCAUGUCCACGGAGCAAACCCUGGCCUCCGACACCGACAGCUGCAGCAUCGACGCCCUGCCGGGGGCGCUGGACGACUGCCAGUGAACCCCCCCGCCCCCCACGCCUCUUCCUCAGAGCCACCCUCCUCCUCUUCCUCCUCCUCUUCUUCAUCCACCCUCCGCCCGCCUUUCACGCGCUCCGUCACUCCCGAUUUCCGCCCCCCAGCCCCCCCCCACCCACCGCCAAUUGUGUCGUCUGAACAGUUUGUUUUCGGCGGGGAAAGCGAGCCACAGGGAGCUUGGGUGACCUUACCGAGACUCCUGUCUUUAUUACAUUUGAGAGGUCCGCCCAUUUCAGAUCGCCGAGCGAUUGGGCCUCAUCCUCCUCUCCAUGUAAUGGGGGGAGGCGUUUACAAGUGUGCGGAGCUGUUCGGAGUAUUCGUUCACCUUCGCGCCAGACUCUGCUCUGGCGUGCGACUGAUGAGGAUCAGUACUGCCGUAGACUGCAUUGGAGAGCAUUACGGACUCCAUUUCCCAUGAGGCUGUUCGGGGGAGAUCUUCUCUCUUCAAUAAGUCGCCGAAGCAGAUUGUCUCCUGGGACUUGGAGGCACUGAAGAUUGACUGAACUGAACGCAAACCUUAGUUUUAAUAUUUAAUUUUAGUGGGUGGUGGGUGGCCUGAGGUUUGUCAUCAAGACUUUUCGGUUUUUUUUUCCGUUUGAACUCGAUGACGCGAGAAAGGCCACGCGGAGAGACUACGAAACAACAAGCGUCAUCCUUCAGACAGAAACCCUUCCUCCCUUAACCCCCCCCCCCCCCAUUGCUGAAAAAGCCGCCAUCUUCUGCUGCCAUCUCAGACUUUCUCUGCAUGUGCAAAUAUAGAGCCAGAAAGCGAACAAAAAAUAGACAGCACAUGGUAAAACAAAAGAUAAAUGCCUGUCUUUAGUUUAACUUGUAUUGACAUCAAGAACAAAAAGCCUGCCCUUCCUGCAGAUGGCAGUAUUGCGUUUUCCUGUGAAUGAUUCGGCUGUGGUCGUCCGUGUGACCCUGAAGCCAAACGUCUCUGAACCGUGAGAGGUGGGACUUAAAGCGCGGUGUAAUUUUCUAUAGAUAAUGUGUGUGUAUGUGCAUCGAUGUCAUGUUGUGGAAAAAGCGCUAACUGUCAGCCACUCCUGGAGAAGCAUGAGUCCUGUACCCCGAUGUAUUCAUAUCCGUUUAUUAUACUCACCUUUUUAUAUUAACUAUCCACCUCUGUUGUCAGUCAGCCGGCGUUGAAAGGUACUAUCAUGGUCCUUCAUGUAAUUAUGAAUCGUCGAUUCAGAGAUCAUCUUUGGAAAAUCCAACUGGUGUAAAAAAAUAUUCAAAACACACAUUGCUGGGAUUGUUGCGUCUUUCAAUCAUUCCACGGUUAACAGUGUUGGUGGGAGACUCAGAAAUGUAUACACCCAGGGAUACACGAUAAUUCUGGUUAAUUCCAUAUUAGCCAAUGCCGAUGGCUGCCAUUUUGCAUUCUGGCACGAAUGCAACCUGCAGCCAUCCCCCCGUGGUCAUGCAAAGCAUUAACAAGCGUUAGCUGUCGAACAACUAAUGAAGGAAAAAUUUAGCUAAUAACUUUACAUGUAUAACGAAAUCUUGUACUGCCGUGUUUUAUUGUUAAGCAGAGCGCAAGUCUCUAACGUGACUAGAAUCUCUAGGUUAGUUUUUGAGAACAACUUUUUUUUAAUUGUGGCGUUUUUAAUUGUGGCGUGUACUCUCAGAAAAAUCUAUUUCGUAAAGGCUUCUGUUCAGUUCUCCAUUUUCGACGCUAUCUAAACAAGUGCCGCAGUUUUUUUGUCGCUUUUCACGGUUUUAAAAAAUCCCACUCAGUCCACAUUCUCAUUUAAUAUGCAGCACUAGUGGCUGCAUAUUAAGCAAACGUGUUGACUUUAAGCAAACGCGUUAGCACGUUUACUCUAAGCAAAACGCGUUAGCAUGUUUACUUUAAGCAAAACGCAUUAGCAUGUUGACUUUAAACAAAAAAUCACCCCGACAAUCAGGAGAAGGAGAACGUGUGAGAAGGCUGUAUGAGCGCAGGGAACUAUGGGAACUGAAGUGUGGAAUAGACCUGCCGUGACCGCCAGUCACCACGGGUGGGCGCUAAAUCCACCAAAACCAAGGAUAUAUCCAAAAUAUUACCAAGGUUUAAUUAAGAAAUGCAUGCAUGAUAGCUCUGUAGUUUUCUUUCCAGUGCAUGCUAGUACUUUAGUGGUCUCGCUAUGUAUUGCUAUGUAUGCUAAUAUUUUAGCUUUUCUGGUCAGAUGUUGGCAGUUUCUCCAUAGCUAUUAGACUGCACCUGCAUUGGAAACAACGUACAGUCUUGUGUCGACACGGUUAUAUGCUCAAGUAACGUAGACUUGGACUGGAUUGCAGCAGCAUUUAUUUCUAUUGCCGCUAGCUGAGAAACGUGUCUGUUUGUUAAAAUUCGAAGCGAACAGAGCUUCUGGUUGUAGGACAUGGUGCCGUGUGAAAUGGUGCAUUGCUGUGUACAAAGUAGCAUGUCGCACAGCUCACAUGAACCAAACGGUCUAAUCAACUGCAAGUUUCUUUGGAUAAAAGCGUCAGCUAAGUAACAAAUUAUUAUGACUUAUUACUGAUUGGCUGAAAGAGAAAGUGACCUUUUGUUAUGCCUGCACCUUAAUCAUUGCACCUGUUCAACACUAAGGUAUCUCAGAGUAGGAGCUCUUUGUGUUAAAACAGUGCCGAUAGCCUGUUGCAUGAUUUCUGACUUGGUUUACAAUUUUAGGGAACUUUCUCCUCAAUUGCACAGAACAUAAAAUUGGGGCAAGGCAUUUGUGAUGUCACUUUACCCAUAGAACAAACAGAGAGGCACUCUGCCUAUCACCGAACAUGUUGCUAACAACCAGCUGAACAACGCCAGUGGCAACUGGUGAAUGUUUUCUGGCAACUUCCUGGUAAUUGUCACUGGAAUCGUGUCUUUCUUAGCCGCAACGCCUCCAUCAUUGGCAUUGUUCUGCUGGUUAUUGUACUGCGUACUCUGUGAUUGGUGGAGCCAAAGGAUUUUCUUCCUGUUUUAUUGUCCCUCAUGUCCUCUGUACUGUGAGAAAAGGCAUUCAGGCAUCUCCAACGGGCAGCUGUAGGGGCCUGAAAUACUGCAAGUGUGGGCGGGCACAUUGACAGUCUCUUCCUCUUAACCAGGGGGGCAUUCUCUGCCAUCAUCUAAGCAUUUGUGUCAACAAAAAGGCAGAGUUCAGUACGGUUUUCUCUUCGGAUGUCUUCUUUUGAAUAUUUUGUGAAUAUAAGCCUGUUUGGAGCUAUUUCCCUCUAAGAACUUGUUGUUCAAGGAAAAGGCCAAAAGCAACAAAGUCCUGGACAAAGGAAUCUGGACUUUUCUGGAAGGCCUGUAAUGGAUUUUGCAUUGGAUGAACAAAAAUGUAUGAAAAUGAAUGUAUGAAAUGUGUAAAGACAAAAAUUUGAAUCAGUCAUUCAUCCAUUUCGCCUUAAAGAACUCCAGGAGUGUUGUGAUGUAUCUGUUCAUCUGUCAGAUUAACUGUGGGUUUGAGUCUUUAAUAAUGUAAAAAAAAAAAAAGACCUGGUCCAUUUCUUUGCUUUCCUUCAUGUUGCCCGAGCUAAGCUCUGUUAAACAACUGUUUGGACUUCAUUGUUUCACUCCAACAAUUGCAGCACUCUCCUUUAAAAAUUGAGAUUUUAUUUUUGCUAUAUUUAUUUGCUGUUUUUAUCAUUAUAGGGCCCAUGUUUGAUUAUAUUUUUGGAACAGAUAUCUUUAAUACUAAUAUAUGUAAUAAAGUAGUACAUUGUAUUUGUAAAUGCCCCUUUACCGCACUAAAAGUGCUCACAAAUGUUUCAUGAAACAUUCCUGUUGUUUAUUUCGCCUGUUUCAGGGACUGGUUUGUCCUGACUGGUCCACAGAAACCCCAUUCAAAAUACAGAUUCGGAUUUAGAUACUGGUUGCUCAGAAAUCGGAAUAUUGACACAGUGCUGGUUAUAAAGAGCCUAAAAUCCCACUGAGGUGUUCUGUUCCUCCUGUGGGUUACAGUGGACCGCCGUGUCGAGGAAUGCCGUACCUACACUCCCAGAAUGGCAGAGGCCUGAGCGGCUUUAGGGCGCAGAGAUCAAACCUUAGAUAUGAGGAGAGCAGGCCCUGUUUGAUGAACGGAAAGUUCCGUUUGCUGAUUGGAGGGCGCUGUGUGUUUAUUGUGAAGAGGUGCAGGAGAACUGCACAUUUCCACCAAUCGGGUGUUUCUGCAUUUCCUCCACUCCGGCCAAUCGGGGACAUUGCUGCUGGGGGUCGGUCUAUUCUUGCGGAGUUUGUGUUUUCAUACUGCAGUAGGAAUGUGUGUGUGUGUGUGUGCUUGCGUGCGUACAUGCGCCAGUACUUGUGUCUGUGUGUGUGUGUGUCUAUGUGUAUGCAUGCAUGUGUGUGUGUGUGUGUGUGAGAGUGAGUGUAGAUGCUGUGUGUGUGCAGGCAUGUGUGUGUGUGUGAGUGUGUGUGUAUGUGUGUGUGUGUGUGUGAGUGUAUGUGUGUGUGAGUGUGUGUGUGUGUGUGUGAGUGUAUGUGUGUGUGUGUGUGUGUGUGUGUGUGUGUGUGUGUGUGUGUGUGUGAGAGUGUGUAUAUGUGUCUGCAGGCGUGUGUUGUGUGUGCGUGUGUGUUUGUGUGCAUGCGUGACUGAGCGGUUGAUGAGAUGGGUUUUCUGCGGUGUCCAUAUUGCGGGUGUGAUCGUGAGUUUCUCCUGUUUCCCUGUCCCACCCAAUGCUGUCAUCCAUAAUGAUGUCAUCAGUGCAUCUGUUACUGCCCUGCUGCCUCUCUGUGUCUGACUCCAUGUACUAAACCUCCUUACAGUCUUCACCAGAAACUGACACUUUCCACCCCUAAGUAUUCUGCACGUUUUGUUUUUUGUAUUUUUUAUUUAUAUUUUUUUGGUCCAGCUGACUCUCUGGAGAUGUACAGGUGAUCCUCCUCUGGACCAUAAUUAUCUUUGAUGUCUCGUGUCCGUCACGUUGCUAUAGAAACCUGUUCCUGCUUGCUCGUCUCUUUCAAUACUGCCCCCUGUUGGACAUGCGUCCGGCUGUCUUUGUGCUCGAUCCUCUAUCCCACGUCACGUUUUCUGCCCAAAAUGAUGAAUAUGCAAAACAAAAUUUGGUUUAAAAAGGAAUUUUUGUGAAGUCAAAGAGUACACACCUGAAAUAAACACUCAAACAGCAGAUGAAUUCAGAAAAUAAUUAUUCUUUUAUUAGUUAUUUUAUUGCAUUACAAUGUGUGUGUUCCCAUGGUGUGAAAAUAUAAAUAGCUUAUAUCUGUG
Messenger RNA from Conger conger (European conger), 6644 nucleotides. Its product is annotated as mitogen-activated protein kinase 9-like. Lineage: Eukaryota; Metazoa; Chordata; Actinopteri; Anguilliformes; Congridae. Gene Ontology annotation, molecular function: ATP binding; JUN kinase activity. The record is from RefSeq and is a predicted model, not a curated record. Gene Ontology annotation, biological process: JNK cascade; protein phosphorylation. Gene Ontology annotation, cellular component: cytoplasm; nucleus.